GAGAAAGCUCUCCUGCAACAGUGCUACACAAGCAAGCCCUAUAAUACGCAGCACAGUAUAAGGAAAUCAGAAGCUGAGGAUGUUGCUGCAGAGAGGAGAAAACAGGCUGUAGUAGAACAAGUGAUGGUGGAUCAGUUAUCUAGAGCUGUUAUAAGUGAUCCAGAGCAAUCCAUGCGUGCAGAUGCUUACAAAGAAGCUCCUGGAUUUCCAGGACUUGGGACAGCACCAAUGUGUUUUAGGAAAAGAACACUGCAUGAAACAAAAAUAAGGACCAAAUCAGGAUUAACUGAAAACAUGCUCUCUAACAAGCUACGCUUUGACAGUAGGAUUAUAUCAAGAAAUGGCCGUGAUGCUUGCAGAGAGUUGAUUGGAUUUUUCUUUGCAUGUGACAGAUCCCUUACUGUAUAUGAAUUUCGACAGUUUGGAAAAAAUAGAACAAAUGCAUUGCCUUUCAUUCAGAAGGGAGUUUAUCAACAUCAACGUGGACAAAAGAAGGGAAAAUCUUACGAUCUCAGUGACUUCUAUAUUGGAGCUAACCUAACUUUCCGGAGCGUUGAUCAUAACCUUCCAGAAAGCGUUAAGCAGAAACCAGUUCUCACCCUUCGUGUGAUAAGUAUUGAUGAAGCGGCUAUGGAUUUUCUAAAAAUGACUUCUAUGGAAUUUAAGGAAGAGAUUUCCAAGCAAGUGGCUGAUGACAGCAAAGUUUUCAAGAAGAUUCAAGGUGUACUCAGAGACACGCUAAGUAAAAGAGGAGUUCGGGUUAUAACAGGCUUAGGAAAGUAUUUCCGACACACAGACAAGAACAGGAAUGGUUUUCUCUCUCAAGCAGACUUUAAAGAAGCUCUGAAAGUAUUCCAUUUGGAAAUACCUGAAGAGGACUUUGAAUCCUUAUGGCUUAUUCUUGAUGAUAACAAGAGUGACAAGGUUGACUAUGGAGAAUUUAGUCGUGCCGUAUUUGGAGAAAUGAAUGAAUAUCGGAAAGCAUUUGUAAGAAAAGCUUAUAUGAAACUAGAUUUCAACAAAACUGGGAGUGUGCCUAUGGUAGAUAUCACAAAAUGUUACUGUGCAAAGAAACAUCCUCUAGUAUUGGCAGGCAAAGCUACAGAAGAAGAAAUUAAAUCGUCAUUUCUAGAGACAUUAGGAGAGUCCUGCAGCAACCCCAACGAAGUGUCCUACUCUGAGUUUGAAGAUUACUAUGAAGGAUUAAGUAUUGGGAUAAUGGAUGAUGAUGAUUUUGUUAAUAUCUUAAGGAACCCUUGGGGAAUUUAG
Messenger RNA from Eurypyga helias (sunbittern), 1269 nucleotides. RefSeq names its product calcyphosine 2 (gene CAPS2). Lineage: Eukaryota; Metazoa; Chordata; Aves; Eurypygiformes; Eurypygidae. Gene Ontology annotation, molecular function: calcium ion binding. The record is from RefSeq and is a predicted model, not a curated record. The transcript is spliced from 12 exons. The coding region runs from base 124 to 1269 and encodes 381 amino acids.